CUGAAUUAUCGGGCCGUUCUCGUCCAACCCACGGUUUCGGUCGUUCCCGCCAGCAAUACCACGGUUCAUGGAAAGAAAGAAGCUUUGACACUCCGGAGAGCGCCGUCCUUCCCGGUCGAUCUUCACCGCCACCGAUGGCUCAGCUCCGCUUCUCCACUACUCCUCAUUCUCGCUUUCCCGCCCCCGCCACCUCGACUGCCGUCAUCCGGUUCUCCGGGCGGCACGGAUCCAUACAUUUUCCGGCGGAUUCUGCCCUCAAUUCCGUCCACCCUGCGGUUGGAAUCUCCCUCAAUCUCUCGCCUCCGUUGAGGAUUGGCGUCCGACCACUAGUGCGCACGACCACCGGGGAUGGCGCGGGGACCACCGUUGGAGGUGGAGGAGGAAGCGGAGGCGGAAGGAGGAAGAAUGGUGGCGGCGGAGGAGGUGGCGGUGGUGCCGGACAUUCUAGGGAGGAGGGCAAUGGGAAAUCGGACACUGGCGGCGGGAUCUUGGGGCUUUUCCUGGAAGGUUGGCGUUCUAGGGUUAGAGCGGAUCCCCAGUUUCCGUUCAAAGUGUUAAUGGAGGAGCUCGUCGGCGUCUCUGCGAACGUGAUCGGUGACAUGGCGACCCGGCCGAACUUCGGUCUCAACGAGCUUGAUUUUGUCUUCAGCACGCUGGUCGUCGGCUCGAUCGUCAAUUUCCUCCUCAUGUACCUCCUCGCCCCUACAGCCGGCGCAGUAUCGGCUUCUGCGGCGUCGAAUCCCUUCGCUUCAAUUUUUGCCGCCUGUCCGAAGAGUCACAUGUUCGAACCCGGCCCUUAUAGCCUUUUACAUCGAUCAGGGACCUUCAUCUGCAAGGGGGUGGUAUUCGCGGCCGUCGGGUUCGCCGCUGGUAUGUUGGGGACGGCGAUUUCUAACGCGCUGAUCUCCUGGCGGAAGCGGAUGGAUCCUGGGUUCGAGCCGCAGAACAAGGCGCCGCCCACCGUGUUGAACGCGCUCACCUGGGCGAUACAUCUGGGUGUGAGCAGCAACCUCAGGUACCAGACGCUUAAUGGACUCGAGUUCAUGCUCGCCCGAGCUCUGCCUCCGUUGGGGUUCGGGGCAUCCGUGGUCGCGCUCAGGUGCGCGAACAACUUGCUGGGUGGGGCCACUUUCGUGGUUCUUGCCCGUCUGACUGGGUCCCAGAAGGUGGAGGAGGAGAAGGCAGAGGUCAUCGAGGUGCUUCAGGAUAAUUGUGAUGGCGAGACCCACAAGGAUCAACAAGAUUAAUAAAAGCGGUUGGCUUUUCUUUUCGCCUCUAAGUUUUGCAUUUUUUGUUCAGAGAGCGAGAGAAUGUGAGGCAAAGAGGAGAGAAGUAAAGAUGGUGUGACAUAAAAUUCUCAACCUUGCAUUAAAUAAAUUAGAUGGCAUAUUUUUCCGACCUAGAAUUCUGCCUAUCAUUCUCCAUUAUUUGAUCCAACUUAGACGGAAUCCGCAAUUUUAUUAUCGGUUUGCCUGAUCUCUCUUGAAUUGCCAAUGAUACUUGUUUGAA
Molecule: messenger RNA, 1509 nt
Organism: Nymphaea colorata (pocket water lily)
Lineage: Eukaryota; Viridiplantae; Streptophyta; Magnoliopsida; Nymphaeales; Nymphaeaceae
Product: protein RETICULATA-RELATED 3, chloroplastic-like
Exons: 1
Coding region: 135-1247 (370 amino acids)
Source: RefSeq, a predicted model, not a curated record